AUGAGUGGCGAGAAGAAGUUCAUCUGGGACGAGCUCGACGGCGAGGCCGAGCACCCGCCGUCGCGGGGCGCGUCGCGGGCCGAGCGCCGCGCGCGCGGUGCCGCCCCGGUGCGCGGCGGUGCCGCCGGGGACGCCGCGAGCGGCGGCGCGUCGUCGUCGGCGCGCUACGUCUGGGACGAGGCGCUCGACGACGACGCAACUACGCCGGCGCCGGCGCCCCGCGCCGGUGCCCGGGCCGGCGACGCGGAGACCUUCGAGGCCGUGCAGCGGCAGCUGAACGUGCUCCACGGCGAGCUCGCCGAGGCGCGCGACCUCGUGCGGACGCGGCGCCUCGAGCUCAAGCACGCGCGCGAGGACCGCGCCGCCGAGGUCGCGGCCGUCAAGGCCGAGUGGGACGCGAAGCUCGAGGCGCAGCGCGUCGAGCACGCGGCCGCGCUGAAGAAGCAGGAGGACCUCAAGGCCACCCUCAAGGACGACGUGGCCAAGCUCGAGCGCCGCCGCCGCGACCUCCGGUCCGUCAUCGACCGCGCCGACGGGCUCCGGGAGCAGCGCGUCGCCGCGGCGCGGGAGGCUGGGCGGCGCGAUUUGGAAAAGCAGAUGGCCGAGUGGAAGGCCGCGGAGCAAAAGGAGCUCGAGGCCGUCGUCGAGAAGCGGCGCGCGGGCAUCAAGGCCAAGGUCAUCAAGGCGCUCGAGCCCGAGGUGCACCGCCUCAUCUCCGCGAACCGCGACGACCUCGCGAAGAAGGAGCGGGAGCUCGAGGAGGAGCUCGAGCGGGAGCGGCGGACGAUCCUCGCGGAGCACGAGAUCGUCCUCCGGCAGGAGCAGCAGAAAGCCGACGCGCAGAUGGAGCAGCAGCUCAGCGACCUGCGCGAGGAGAACACGAAGAAGCUCAAGGCGAAGCAGGAGGCCCACGACGCGGACCUGCGCAAGCUCUGGGACGAGCACAAGGCCGCGCUCGAGGCGGAGCGGAAAGCGCACGAGGUCGAGUGCGACCGCCUCAAGCAGCGGCGCCAGGUCGAGGAGGCGGAGUUGAAGCGCGAGGAGCACAUCAAGACCGCGGAGCUCGUCGUCGAGCACGAGCGGCACCUGCAGCUCGACCGCGAGAAGGUCGAGGCCGAGGAACGCGAGGCGCAGGCCGCGUACGAGCGCGAGCGCGCGGCCUACCAGGCCAAGUUCCUCGCGGAGCAGGAGGCGGCGAAGCCGGCGAAGAUCGACAAGCUCGUCGCGCCCAUCAGGGCCAAGUACGACGCGGAGCUCGCGGAGGUCCUCAAGCGGCUCGAGGCCGACGCGCAGCGCGAGCGCGACGCCUUCUCCGCGAAGCUCGAGGCCAAGACGGCGGACCUCGAGGCGAAGCACGCCGACGCCAUCACGAAGAUGAAGGAGCAGAACGCGGCGGCCAUGGCCCAAUACAUGGCCGUCGCGGCCGAGGAGGCGAAGCUCCGCGACGAGUGCGAAACCGUCAACCGCAACACCGCGCGCCUCGUCGCGGAGACGGAGGCCCUGGAGCAGGAGGUCGCCGAGUCGUCGGGCAAGAAGGCCGACAUGACGCGCCAGCACGAGCUCAAGGUCGAGGCGCUCGACAAGCAGUUCGAGAAGUUGAAACGCGACAAGGAGGCCAAGAUUCGAAAAGCCCACGCGGACUUCGCCGCGCUCGUCGAGAAGGAGAAGGAGAUGGCGAAGCAGCACACGCACGAGCGGCGCUGCCAGCUCGACGCGCAGCACCAGGAGCUCGAGCGCAUCGACGCGAAGAUCGACGCGGCGCGGCGGAAAAAACUGAAGCGCAAGGAGGAGCUGCUCGCGCAGGUCGACGCGCUCCAGCGCGAGAACGCGGAGCGCGAGCGCGCGCUCGAGGACCUGCGCACGCGGCGCAUGCUCUCCGAGUCCCGCGACUCGGAGCGGCCGCCGCCCGCGCCGCCCGCGCCCGCGGAAGCGGACGAGCCCAAGCCGAAACGCGCGCCGCGGCCGCCGGGCCGGCCCGAGAUGGCGUUCGGCGCGCGGCGCGACCUCGGCCGGGGGCUCUCGCCGAGGGGCGGGGACGCAUAG
Aureococcus anophagefferens is the source of this 2043-nucleotide messenger RNA. RefSeq lists its product as hypothetical. Lineage: Eukaryota; Pelagophyceae; Pelagomonadales; Pelagomonadaceae. The record is from RefSeq and is a predicted model, not a curated record. Bases 1 to 2043 code for a protein of 680 amino acids. The transcript has a single exon.